This is a messenger RNA of Brassica rapa (field mustard), 723 nucleotides long. RefSeq lists its product as uncharacterized. The record is from RefSeq and is a predicted model, not a curated record. Lineage: Eukaryota; Viridiplantae; Streptophyta; Magnoliopsida; Brassicales; Brassicaceae.
AGACUAACUACAAGGAAGAAGUGAGAUGACUAUGAUGAUGAUGAUGUCUCUCCCCAAAAUGAAAGUAUCUUCUCUGCAACCUCAUCUCCAUCUGAGCAGUAGCAGACUAUUACCAGCAGCUAAGGUGUCUCCUAGCUCAAGCAUAAGCACCAGACCAUCAUGCCGUGUUCAGUGCAGAAGAUUAACGGUGGAAAGUAACAGAACCAAGCUUGAAAAGACACAAACUUUGGGUUUGGAGAAGAAGCAACUGAGACAAGCUUUGGUGACUGGUGUCUCGGUAGGGUUGAUGGUGGCUUUGGUGAUGGGAAUGGACGGAGAAAAGGCGUUGGCUUUGGGACCAGAAGGUCCUUUGAUGGAAGAGUUUUGGGACAACGUGAGAAGGUACGGUCUUUACGCUCUCACCGUCAGCACAGGAGCUCUCUCUGCUGUCUUUGAGCCCAUCUUCGAACUCCUCAAGAACCCAAUCUCCGCCGUUCUCAUUGUGAUCAUCUUAGGUGGAAGCUUCUAUAUCGUCUCGCAAGUGGUCUCGGCUAUGGUUGGUGUCAACGAGUUCGCUUAUGAUUACGGAUACUAGAGAGUUUGUUUGUUCUGUUUCAUUAAUAAUACUCUGUUAUGGUCAUUGAUACUCUGUUUAUGCAUAGUCUUAUAAUCUAUUUGAUUUUGUUACACAAUCAAUCAAUGAGUCAGUGACAUUUUAUUUGACAUAAAGGGACCAACUUUGUA